Didymodactylos carnosus is the source of this 4629-nucleotide messenger RNA. Lineage: Eukaryota; Metazoa; Rotifera; Eurotatoria; Philodinida; Philodinidae. The record is from the annotation of a GenBank genome assembly.
AUGCAGACUCUAUUUAUGGCAUUUGCUGAUGUUGUUUCAGCAUCACCUAUGCAAUAUAAUGUACCAUAUUCAACUGUUCCAGGAACAUCCCGUAAUUUUGAUUUAGUGAUUGAGAAUGAUUCAACAGAGAUAGCUGAACCACCAUUUAUUUCCAGUCAGUUGAGAACAGACGAAUGGCUUCAACGUUACGGCCUUAAAUCACAAAAACUUUCAUUCGAUCAAAUAUUACAAUUAAUCGGUUUCAAAAGAGUAGAAAGUUAUAAUUCGAUACUUGGUAAAAAUAUCACAACGAAAUAUGCUGGCAAUUUAUAUUAUGAAGUUCAACGAGAUAAUGGUGAUCGUUAUAGUUUAACAUGUAGACCAGAAAAAUUACAAGAAUAUAGAUAUCGUUUAUUAAAAGCAUUAAAUCUAUUACGAAAACGAUUAACAUUUAUUACAUCAGGUUCAAGAAGAUUGUUUGGUAUUAUUGGUGAACCAUCCGUCUGUUUAAUAUGUGAUUGUAAAUCGGGUGAUUAUCGAAUAUUUAAUCAAUAUCAAAAUGCUAUUACAAAUUUACUUAAAGAACAAAUAAUAAAACUUAAACAAUUUAAUAUCAUAUGGAUUACACAUGAUAUAGAACAAUUUCAAUCACAAGGACCAAUUGAUGUUACUCCCACAACGAUUGAUAGUGCAAUCGAUUGGAUUUGUCAAAAAAUUUGUCCAAAAAGUAAAAUAUCUGUUAGUUCAACGUGUGAAGCGAUUAUUACAGCAAUGAAAUAUGAUGUUCAUAGUAUCUAUUUGAUAACUGAAGGUGAUUCAUCUAAUACAAAUCGAGAAAUGUUACGUGAUCAAUUGACAAAAUUACGUUCAACAAAAAUUAACAUUCCAUUGCAUAUUAUUAGUUUAUUUUGUAAUAAUUCUGAUACAGAAACAUAUCUAAAAUCUUUGGCACAAUUUGGUGGUGGAACAUUUUUUAUGUAUAAAAUUAAAUCAGAAUUACCAGAUUUGAAAGCACCAUCAAAUUUAUCUGAUCCAACUCGAAUUAAAGUUCAAAAUGAUAAAUUAUUAUUUGGUAGUGUAGAUGAUUAUCCAAUAGAUAUCUCAUUAUUAUACAAGGAAAUAAUUGAAUGUCAAAAUACAAUUGAUAAAAUAGAAAAAAUUCUAGGAUUUAUUCAAAAUGACAAUACAAAUAGUAAAAGUACAAAUAAUUUCGACAAAUCUUCUAGUUUCAUUACCGACGAUUUUCAACGUACUCUAGUAUUACAAUCAUCAUUGAAUGAUAUAGAUAGUGAUAUGGCUUCAUUAGAUUGGUUAAAACGUUAUGGAUUAGAUGCACAAAAAUUAGAUGUUUUUUCCGUUUUACAUUCAGCAGCAUUUCGUCAUUGUGAUGGUGUUGUCACAGUUUUAAGACCACCAGAUGAUAAAGAAGAUGCCAGCGUACCAGCUGAUCCCAAAGAUAAAUUAAUUAAUGCAAAAUAUUGUGCACAAUUUGCACAUGUUGCAUGGCCAGAUGGUACCAUUCGACAUGUUCAUGUAACACCCGAACUUCAUCGUGAUUAUGAACGUCGAGUUCAUAAUCUUCUUGAAAAAGUCAAAUUUCGACUUCAAUGGUUGAAAAAAGGUAGUCGCGAUGUAUUUGGCACUGUAUUAGAACAAAAUAUUUAUAUUCUUAUUGAUACAUCAAAAUCUAUGCAAAAUCAUCUUAGUUUUGUUAAAGAUAAAAUUUUAUUAUUAUUACAAGAUCAACUAUAUACGAAAGAACGUGUUAACAUUAUUGCAUUUAAUACAGUCAUUAAUCCAUGGAGAGAUCGUUUAACAAAAAUAAGUGAUUCAACGACAUAUAGUCAGAUAUUACCAUGGAUUCAAAGUUUAAAUGCCGAAGGUUCAACAAACACACUAGCUGCAUUACGUUUUGCUUUAGCUGAUACACAAACAGAAGCUAUUUAUCUUUUAACUGAUGGUCGGCCUGAUCAAAGUGAACGACAUAUUUUAUCUCAAGUUCAAUAUCGUCAUUCUAUACCUGUUCAUACAAUCGCAUUUAAUUGUCAAGAUCUUGAUGCUAAUCAAUUUUUAUACAAUUUAUCUAAACAAACUGGUGGUCGAUUUCAUGCAUUUAAUUAUGGUUUUAUAAAUCAUUCCAUUGAACUUCCAGAGAGUGAAGAUAUUAGUUUAUUAAAACAAGAAUUGAUAAGAGGUGAAAUUGAAUUAAAACGUGUGUCUGAACUUCGUGAUGAAUGUAUUGGACGAACAUGGUCAAAAGAAAAUAUCCAUAAAUCAUCAAAAUAUAAAAAUCGUGAUAAUACACCAGCAAUCCCGUUGUUACAACUCAAAAAUCAGAAUACCAUCACAGCAACUUAUCGACCAAAUAGUAGUUUAUCAAAUCAAGCUAGCACAAUUAAUCUCAAUCCAGAUCAGCGACCAAAUGAAUUUUUAUCAGGAAAUAAUGAGAAUAGUAGAAUAGAAACCACUGAUAAUGAAGCAUUAUCGACGGGCGAAAAUAAUUGUAUCACACCGGAUGCUGAAGUAAAAUUAUUUUUGAAGAAAAAUAAUCUUGUUGCUAAACAUCUAACAAUUUUUGAUAUUUUACAACCAUCGAGUGUUACCGUCAAAUCUGAAUAUGUGCAAUCGAUCGAUCGUUAUGUUCUGUCAAAAGUGUGGGAUGAUAUUCUUCCUCUAGCACAUGGAUCCUAUGUUGGUAAAUUACGUCUAAUUAAUCAUUUGGCCGUGGAUUUGAUUACGUAUGAAAAAGAUUUGAACACUUUACUAAAACUUUAUUUGGAUUUCACAUCGAAAAUUAUAUGGAAAUAUUUAUCUGAAGAACAAAAGAGAAAAUUAGCUCCACAAAUAUAUUGGAAUAGUCUCGGCGAGAAAAGCCAAAAUGAGGAAGAAAAAGAAAAAAAGACCAUUCUGAUAAAAAGUGAUAGUACAAAUUUUACAAUAACAUCAAAUUCUGUUACUUUUCAUUUAUUUGAAAGGAGUGUUCUCAGAGACAAUGCUUGGAGAAAACUAACUGCUGAUGAGCAGCAAAAUUUUAUUGAAAAUCCCCCACGCUAUGACGAAGACAAUAAAAUUUUGUUACAGAACGCAUUGGACGAAAGUAAAUCAUUAUUGAAAAUAAAAUCUGUACUGAAAUUAGAUAGAGAAAUCAAAAAAGCCGUUAAAUUUCUUCAAAUAUCGACUGAUUUACGAAAACAUCAAAAACGUGAUAAAGUGGAAGAAGUUAAAUCAAAAACGGUAAUUCGACGUCAAACAUAUCCAUUCAUGUCUCCAGGACAACGUGUUAUCGUACGCUAUGAUGUAGAUGGUUUUUUUUAUCCUGGUACGAUACUAAGAACAAAAGAAGAUCAGGCUACUGUUCUGCUUGACAGGGGACCACAACAACAAGCUGAGAAACAAUUGAUAUUUCCAACAAAUGGAGCUGUUAAUCAACUUUCAUUAUACAUUAAUGAUUGUGUUCUUGCACGCUUUGAUAAAGCUAAUUUCGAACGAUGGGUACCGGCAGUUGUUCACAUAACGCCCCCUCCAUGUUUAUCAGUGCCACAAUUGUAUACAGUUCACCUAUAUAUACCUGAAUUAUGUGUGAAAAUAGACGAACAAAUAGAUAUUAUGACUUACGAUAAAACUCUUUCAUCCGGGAGAGUGAAAGAAAGGAAAAAUGAAUUUUCUCAAACACGUCUGAUACCAACGCCACCAAUAUCUCGUUCUGAUACUCCUGUGAAACAGGAGAUCACUCAUCGAGAUCACUCCGCUCAAACAACGUCUCGUUUGCCCAUAUCAGGUCCUACGCCCGCUGCAUCACUGCGGUCUAGUAUAGCACCAGGUACUGAGGUACUAUGUAGAUGGGAGGAUGAUGACGGAUUAUUUUAUUGGGGGUCUGUGAUAGAAAAAUAUUCAGACUAUCAGUAUGUUGUUGAACGGAACAAACAUGUAAAGAGUUUGAUACAUCAAGACGAUAUUUAUUUACCGGAAGACUUUGACACUGAUCUAAAGAGUGAAUCAUUUGUAAUAGCGCUUUAUCCAGAUUUACGUAAUAGUCGGGCACCUGGGGUGUUGAUAUCAUCAACUAAGAUAACGGAUAAAGGUGAAGAAAAAAUUACUGUUAGAUUCUAUGAUUGUACCGAAGUUGAUGUAAUAGUCAGCGAAAUUAUUCCAAUAAUAACAAAAAAUAAUAAUGAAGACGAAAAAUUUAAACAAUACGUCGAAUGCAUUAUACAAAAAGAAAAAUCAAUCGUAGAUCAAGUUGUCGUAGGAAGAAAUGAUGAUGUCGGGGCUUAUAUGUUAGGUAAUCAUGUUUUCGAUGCUUUGAUAUUUCUAUAUCUUAUACAGGCUUUUUGUCUAUUAGGAACGGUGGAAGAACGUGUUGGUAACGGUCAUCAAUAUCGUAUUCGAUGGUGUGAUGAUACUAAAACCGUCCAAGAGUUGGCGCAUCUAUUUGGGGCAUUUAUCAGACAAGGGAGCUUUCGAAAACGUGACAAGAUAUUGGCACUGGAUGAAAUGGUGUAUAAACCAGCUACCAUUAUACACGUUGAUAGAAAUUCGUUAACUAUACAAUUUUUCGAUGGCAGAAGAGAGACAAAAAUAUCAUCCGAUGCCACAUUUCAAAUAACGGAAGAAUACUAUGACGAUAUCAUUAAAAAUAGUGAACAUUGA